UUAUGGAUCCUAUUCGCGAAGGAGAAGUGGCCCACGAGGGAGAUUCGGUUUACACACUCAACGAUUUCACGAAGCUCGAAAAAAUCGGCGAAGGAACAUACGGAGUCGUCUACAAAGGCAAAAACAGAAGAACCAAUGCCAUGGUUGCUAUGAAGAAAAUCAGAUUGGAAAGUGAAGAUGAGGGUGUUCCAUCAACGGCUGUGCGAGAGAUCAGCUUGCUCAAAGAGCUCCAGCAUCCGAAUGUUGUUGGAUUGGAAGCGGUCAUUAUGCAGGAGAACCGGCUUUUCCUGAUCUUCGAAUUCCUGUCUUUCGACUUGAAACGAUACAUGGAUCAGUUGGGAAAAGAUGAAUACCUUCCGCUCGAAACUCUUAAAAGUUACACAUUCCAAAUUCUUCAAGCUAUGUGUUUUUGUCAUCAGCGUCGUGUUAUUCAUCGCGAUCUUAAGCCACAGAACUUGCUGGUCGACAACAAUGGAGCAAUCAAGCUUGCCGAUUUCGGACUUGCCAGAGCUAUUGGUAUCCCGAUUCGCGUUUACACGCAUGAAGUUGUCACUCUCUGGUAUAGAGCUCCAGAAAUUCUGAUGGGUGCUCAGAGAUACUCGAUGGGCGUAGACAUGUGGUCGAUUGGAUGCAUUUUUGCUGAAAUGGCCACGAAGAAGCCACUGUUUCAAGGAGAUUCAGAAAUUGAUGAGCUGUUCCGCAUCUUCAGAGUUCUCGGCACACCGACUGAGUUGGAAUGGAAUGGUGUUGAAUCACUUCCGGACUACAAGGCGACGUUCCCAAAAUGGCGUGAGAAUUUCCUCCGUGACAAGUUCUACGACAAGAAGACUGGAAAGCACCUUUUGGACGAUACUGCAUUCUCUCUUCUUGAAGGUUUGCUGAUCUACGAUCCAUCACUUCGUCUCAACGCGAAAAAAGCUCUCGUUCAUCCUUAUUUUGACAACAUGGAUACGUCAAAGCUGCCAGCUGGAAAUUACCGAGGAGAACUCGAACUCUUUUGAUGUAAUUCAUUCAUCAUCAUUUUUAUUAUUUAUUCUCCCGUGCUUUAACCACCUAUCGUCUUCCGUGUAUUGUUUAACUAUCACCAUUUCAACUUUUUACCUGUACGAUGAUUAUUUGGCCCUUCGAUAUUCAUGAGUAAUCUCUUUUUUCACACCGCGAUAAAUAAAUUCGCUCUACUUUCAU
Messenger RNA from Caenorhabditis elegans, 1185 nucleotides. RefSeq names its product Cyclin-dependent kinase 1 (gene cdk-1). The coding region runs from base 3 to 1001 and encodes 332 amino acids. Gene Ontology annotation, biological process: positive regulation of cell cycle process; positive regulation of meiotic cell cycle; mitotic cell cycle. The record is from RefSeq and is marked reviewed. NCBI's taxonomy places the organism in Eukaryota, Metazoa, Nematoda, Chromadorea, Rhabditida, Rhabditidae. The transcript has 5 exons. Gene Ontology annotation, molecular function: cyclin-dependent protein serine/threonine kinase activity; protein serine kinase activity; protein kinase activity. Gene Ontology annotation, cellular component: centrosome; cytoplasm; chromosome.